AUGAAUAAAGAAAAUAUUAACUUCAAAAUUGGAGAUCUUGUGUUUGCAAAGGUUAGAGGAUACCCACCAUGGCCAGCACGUAUAGUGGGCUCUAGUAAUAACCAGUAUGACGUGUGUUUCUUUGGUACCGGCGAAACAGGGAAAAUAAGUGUACACAACCUCUUCCAUUAUGCAGAGCAUAAGGAAGAAUUUGUAACAGAAAGUAAAUUAAAAAGAAAAUCCUAUCGAGCGGCAGUGGAUGAAAGUGAAUCCUUUACGAAACCACUUGCUGAAAUCAAGAAAGAACACGUCAUGUUAUUCAACAUAAUACCAGAACAUAUAUAUGAUGAAAUGGAAUUAAAUGAUGAGCAACCUCAGCAAUGCGAAUGCGAUAUUAAGUUAGAACAUCAGAAAGUGGCGGAAGUUUCACAAAGUAACGAAGAGUUUCCUAUAUCAGCAGUGCUAGUUUCCAGACUGUUAAAUUAUAAAAUUCGUUCCGAUGCAUAUGAUCGCUUGAAAUCCAAAAUUGAAACCUUUUUAGCCACAAUGACUGAUGACAACGUUCCAAUACUUCAAGACCUAAUAUUUACCAGCGAAUGUCAUAAAAUCAAAAUAUGCUUGGGUCUCAAAACACACGUAUUGCACAUUGAUGGAGCAUUGGAGGUAUUCAAGGACUUCAAAAGGUUCGAAUUCACUUCUGCAAUCUUGUUACGAUGUCCGGAAGGUGUGGAUGUCAUAAGGAAGGUCCGGAAAUUUGUUGGCAAUUCCGUAGAGUGGAAAUUACAUGGCUUGGACAAGGCAAUACUUACAGCAAAGUCGAAAAUACUUCGAGAGGAAGCCAGAGCGUUGUAUAACAAAUUCAAAAUGCUUUUCAAAUUCAAUGAGCCGAAACCAUUUUGGAAAGAGUUCCUAAAAUAUGUCAAGGUCCUAGAAAAAACAACAAACGAGUUAAACAUAGAACAGUAUAUGUUGCUUACUGAGGACGUUUGUGUACGUCAUUGCCGCAGUGCACAAAAAAAUUAG
Molecule: messenger RNA, 1002 nt
Organism: Teleopsis dalmanni
Lineage: Eukaryota; Metazoa; Arthropoda; Insecta; Diptera; Diopsidae
Exons: 2
Coding region: 1-1002 (333 amino acids)
Biological process (GO): regulation of transcription by RNA polymerase II
Cellular component (GO): nucleus
Molecular function (GO): double-stranded DNA binding; transcription coregulator activity
Source: RefSeq, a predicted model, not a curated record